Molecule: messenger RNA, 438 nt
Organism: Panicum virgatum (switchgrass)
Lineage: Eukaryota; Viridiplantae; Streptophyta; Magnoliopsida; Poales; Poaceae
Product: translation initiation factor IF-2-like
Exons: 1
Coding region: 1-438 (145 amino acids)
Source: RefSeq, a predicted model, not a curated record
AUGGCCGACAGAGCAAACGGCGGCGCAACCACAGAGCGGAGCGGCAGCCACGGCCACAUGGCCACCGAGAGCAGCGAGGACACGUCCCCACGCCCAGGCGAAGCACCAAAGGGCGGCCAGUCCCCCGGCCGGAGGGAGCAGGUGGCGACGACGGACCCCGGCUGCCCAACAGCAACAGAGAAUGCCCCCACCGGUGCCCGCGAGGGAGCGCAGACUCCGGUUCCCACGAGGAGGGGCGCACGCCCGGAAGCGGCAACCGGAGCAGGGCGAGAAGUAGACGCAGGGCCGGUCAGGGAUGCGGCGAGGCCGAAGCGGACGGCCACCCCAGCGCCCAAGCCCCAGCAGCAAGGCCACGCGACCGCGCCGACCGGGGCGAGCAGCGGUGGCCCCGCCCCGUCCCUGCGGCGCGGCCACGCGGGCCAGAGCGAGCGGCGGUGA